Molecule: messenger RNA, 2705 nt
Organism: Conger conger (European conger)
Lineage: Eukaryota; Metazoa; Chordata; Actinopteri; Anguilliformes; Congridae
Gene: rab10
Product: RAB10, member RAS oncogene family
Exons: 6
Coding region: 570-1175 (201 amino acids)
Biological process (GO): cellular response to insulin stimulus
Cellular component (GO): recycling endosome; insulin-responsive compartment; Golgi apparatus
Molecular function (GO): GTPase activity; GTP binding
Source: RefSeq, a predicted model, not a curated record
UAGGGUGUCGCCUUGUGGGCUCUAUUCGAAGGCGACGGCGGUCGUCUGUGCAUCAGCGUCAAAAUAUUUUUUUAAAAAUAAAAAGGGCAAUCAUAAGGUCGUUCAUUAUAUACACUCGCAGUUUUGUAAGAUAUUUUAUUCUUCCGGAUUCCGCGCCCAAAAAGGGUUGGCAUGAGGGGGUAUGCCAAGAAUUUGAAUCAGCUUGCUGGUAGUUUGAAGAAAGAGUAAAGUCGGGCUGAGAGGGGAGCCAUUUUGUCCCGACUGUGUGGGAGAAAGAAAAAAGAGUGGAAAAGGAAAAUAAAUCGGGCGGAGAAACACAGCAAGAAACCCUCUCAUUGUGAAGAGAACUGUUAAAAUUUGGGAAGACUCAUUCGCUGUACAGUCUACUAGCCAUCGUGCGGCAUUUACCAUAAACAAAAACCACGUAGCAUAGUUGGCUAACGUUAGCUGAAUUGGCUAUCGGUUUUUAAUAAAGCGAUUCCUAUUUUUUUAUCGGAUAGCUCAUUUAUAACCACGUUGGUUUUUAUUUCUUUCGAUUUCUCCACUGGGUUGAGAGCACAGCAUACUAAAUGGCGAAAAAGACGUACGACCUGCUGUUCAAGCUCCUUCUAAUCGGGGACUCCGGUGUGGGGAAGACCUGCGUGCUGUUCCGCUUCUCCGACGACGCCUUCAACACCACCUUCAUCUCCACUAUAGGAAUUGAUUUCAAGAUCAAAACCGUUGAAUUACAAGGAAAGAAAAUAAAACUACAGAUAUGGGACACUGCAGGACAGGAGCGCUUCCACACCAUCACCACCUCCUACUACAGAGGCGCCAUGGGCAUCAUGCUGGUCUACGACAUCACCAACGCCAAGAGCUUCGAGAACAUCAGCAAGUGGCUGAGGAACAUCGAUGAGCACGCGAACGAGGACGUGGAGAGGAUGCUGCUCGGGAACAAGUGUGACAUGGAGGACAAGAGGGUGGUCCCCAAGGCGAAGGGAGAACAGAUCGCGAGGGAACACGGCAUUAGGUUUUUCGAGACGAGUGCGAAGGCGAACAUCAACAUCGAGAAGGCCUUCCUCACGUUAGCGGAAGACAUUCUAAGAAAGACGCCGGUAAAGGAGCCCAACAGUGAGAAUGUAGAUAUCAGCAGUGGGGGUGGGGUCACGGGAUGGAAGAGCAAGUGCUGCAGCUGAACGCCUUUUCUCCUCCAUCUGUCCCUCUCUCCAUCCACCCCUCCGUCAUUCCUCCCUCUGUCAUCACUCACUCACCUCUCAUCCUCCUCUCCCUCUCUCCGUCUGUCCCUCUCUCCAUCCGUCCCUCUCUCCAUCCACCCCUCCGUCAUUCCUCCCUCUGUCAUCACUCACUCACCUCUCAUCCUCCUCUCCCUCUCUCCGUCUGUCCCUCUCUCCAUCCACCCCUCCGUCAUUCCUCCCUCUGUCAUCACUCACUCACUCACUCACCUCUCAUCCUCCUCUCCCUCUCUCCGUCUGUCCCUCUCUCCAUCCACCCCUCCGUCAUUCCUCCCUCUGUCAUCACUCACUCACUCACCUCUCAUCCUCCUCUCCCUCUCUCCGUCUGUCCCUCUCUCCAUCCACCCCUCCGUCAUUCCUCCCUUUAAUCACUCCCUCACUCCUCUCUCAUCCCUCCAUCUCUCCCUCGUUCUCUGCUGUUCCGUGCUGUUUUCUGGAAAUAAAACCACCUCUGUCUCUAACAUCCCCCUUCUCUCUCUCUCUCUCUCUCUCUCUCUCGCUCACUUUAACCCUUUCGUUCUUCCACUUGUGACUGCUUGCUGACAGUAUAAUUAUUUCAGAAAUGUAAAGAUAAAAAAGAGAAAUCAUAAGUUUCUUGUCAUUUAUUUUAAAGUAUACAAAAGGAAAAAAAAAAAAACGUUUUGUCCAACUCACCACUACAUAUUUUGUUUUGUAAUUGUUUGGGUUGUUAUUUUAGUCGAUAUUCCUGAUCAACCUCAACUCCGUGUGGUUUCAAACUGCCCAAAACGAGUGGUCGGAAUCAAGAUGGGAUGGGGUGGGCGGGUUAUGACAAAAAACAAAACCAACAGUACGAAACCGCCACCAUGUGUAGAAUUAACAAUUUUGUACAAUAGUGGGAUAUCUGUUGUGUAUAACUGUACUUGGUCAUUUGCGAUUUGUAUACAAAGUACGACCGUGAGGAGAUGGAACUUGGGUGACGAUCUUGCUCAAACUUUAUUGGUGGGAUUAAUUUUGUCCUGUGCCUUACAUGCAGUUGAGGGAGUGUAACCAUGGCGAUAGAGCGUAACCAUGGCGAGAGCGUAACCAUGGCGAGAGAAGCACCGCCUCCUGUGGUGUCAUUGACAGUUAAUCAUUUGAGUUUAAUGUUAAAUUCUUUAUCGCUUCUCCACGACAGUGUCAAUAUGAUUUAAACUUUUUAAAAAGGAAGUGCAGAAACGUUUGAAUUUCUUGUAUUAGACCGAAGAGAAUGUUGUUGUUUUUUUUUGGUUUUGUUUUCUCAAUAUGAUUUAUUUUACUUUUUUUAUUUUAUUUUAUUCUCCUUUUACUUUUUCCUGCAUGCUAAUUUCUUUGGUUUGGAAAACUUUUUUGUAAGUUUUACCAAGUUGUUCUUAAAAAGGAAGAACUAGCAGUGAUUUACUCGAUGUCGGGGGAGGGAGGGGUAGUUUGAAUAGUUCUCUUUGGAAAUUCAAACAAUUUUGCAGAUCCAUUAAAAAAUAAGCUUGUUUAAGUUAA